AUGGCGCUCAAGUUCCUGAACAAGAAGGGGUGGCACACGGGGUCCCUCCGCAACAUCGAGCGGGUAUGGAAGGCGGAGCAGGCGGAGGAGGCGGAGCGCCGCAAGACGGAGGAGCUCAAGAAGCAGGUCGCCGCCGAGAAGGAGAAGGCCGAGUUCCGGGCCAUGCAGGAGCGCGCCGGCCUCAGGCCGGCGCAGGAGAGGCUGGACUUCCUCUACGAGUCGGGGUUGGCCGUCGGCAAGAGCUCCGAAGGGUUCCAGGCGCUGCAACAAUCUGCACCGGGGGCAUCUGCUGCGUCCACUUCUGCACAGGCGAGUGCGGCUGAUUCUUCCAAGGCAGCUACACCAGGAGCUUUAUUUGAGGAUAAACCCCAAUCUGCAAAUGAUACAUGGAGAAAGCUCCACUCUGAUCCUCUACUCCUAAUAAGGCAGCGGGAGCAGGAUGCAAUUGCAAGGAUUAAAAACAAUCCAAUCAAGAUGGCCGAGAUAAAGAAAUCUGUUGAAGCUGAAAAAAAGCAAAAAGAAGAGAAGAAAGAGAAGAAAAAGCACAAGAAGCAUUGCCACCAUAAGUCAAAGAGUAAGAGGCAUCACUCAGAUGAGAAUUCGGAUUCAGAUGAAAUAAGUGAUGGCAAGGACGAGAGAAGGAAGAGAGCUCAUUCUUCUCUUGACCAUAAGAAAGAAGAGAACAGGUCCAGGCAUAAGAAGCAGCACAGAGAAGAUUCAUCAGAUUCAGACAAUGAUGAACCACAGAGAAGAAAGCACGAUGUAUCAGAAGACGAUGAACCGAGGAGAAGACGGCAUGACGAGGAUGAACCAAGGAGAAGACGGCAGGAUGAUGGUGAACCAAGGAGACGACUGCAGGACGACAAUGAACCAAGGAGAAGACGGCAGGACGACGGUGAACCAAGGGGAAGACAGCAGGACGACGGUGAACCAAGGAGUAGACGGCAGGACGACGGUGAACCAAGGAGUAGACGGCAGGACAACGAUGAACCAAGGAGAAGACGGCAGGACGACGAUGAACCAAGGGGAAGACGGCAAGACGAUGAUGAACCAAGAGGAAGAUGGCAGGAUGAUGAGAAACCAAGGGAAAGAAGCUAUGUUGACCGUCCAAGAUAUGAUCGCUCUGAUGCUGAUGAUAUGAAAAGGAGACAUCAUUCACCUCCAGACCGCCAUCAUUCAAACUCAAAGCAUGAUGGCUCUGGCGAGCAGACGAGGCAAGAAAGCGGACAUGGCAGGAACAAUGGUCCGUCAUUCAACCGUCGACGGGGUGGUGUCCACCAUAUGUCAGAAGAGGAGAGGUUAGCUCGGCUGCGCCAGAUGGAGGCUGAUGCUGAGGUCCAUGAGGAGCAGAGGUGGAAGAGGCUCAAGAAAGCUGCUGACGAUGAUUCUAAAGAGGCAGCAACUGUGAAUGCGAACCAGUUCAAAGGGAAGAACUUCUUGGAAGAUGAAAAGAAGAGCAUAUUUGGAACAGAUAAGGGUGGCAGUGCCACAAUUGAAGAGAGCAUCAGGCGCCGCGCUUUUUACUCGCAGGGUGGCCGUGAUGCCGAGGGCAAUGCCUUCAGGCGGUGA
Messenger RNA from Miscanthus lutarioriparius, 1569 nucleotides. The record is from the annotation of a GenBank genome assembly. NCBI's taxonomy places the organism in Eukaryota, Viridiplantae, Streptophyta, Magnoliopsida, Poales, Poaceae.